This is a messenger RNA of Mercenaria mercenaria, 874 nucleotides long. RefSeq lists its product as uncharacterized. NCBI's taxonomy places the organism in Eukaryota, Metazoa, Mollusca, Bivalvia, Venerida, Veneridae. The record is from RefSeq and is a predicted model, not a curated record. The transcript has 8 exons. Bases 114 to 584 code for a protein of 156 amino acids.
CAAGGUUACCGCAAUCCGGAUUUUCUGAUGUAAAUAACAUUUUCAGCACGUCGCUAAAUCACACUCUUACAUUUUAACCAAAGAAGGCAGCAUAUGUUUGACUAGCAAAGUAGAUGCAUAUGCUUUACAUUCUUGUAUUUCUGACCGCUCUUAGUAUCCGAAGAGUUGGUUCUAUCGAAUGUCAUAACUGUUCAAGCAUUAAUGACGUUAAUGACUGUGUAAGUACUUCGCCCUGCCGUUACGGACAGUCGUGCUAUCUGACUUCGAAACACAACGGGGAUACUCCGCUAUACACGUUAGGUUGUAUGGAUCAUCAGGUUUGUGGACAGCAAUCCCAUGUAUCGGGUGCACUUGUUGGACGGGACCUGACUGAACGUCAGACUAGUGAUUGUCACGAGUGUUGCAGCACUGACAACUGUAACAAAUACCUUUGCCAACAUUUGAAACCGGCGGCAUGUAUAGAUGACGUCAAGGUGGACUGUGCUUUGAUGAACACAAUUUUCAAUAUCUGCCAGGACAUACAUCAUGCUAAAACAGUCUGUUCCAAAUUUUGUGGCCUUUGCUCGCUUGUUGACGGAAAUUAGGCAGAAUGGUCUCAGUGGUCAGCUUGUGAUGUCACUUGUAACAAUGGUACCCAAACUAGGACACGAACGUGCACAAACCCAGCUCCUGUCAAUAGUGGAUUGGAUUGUACAGGAAACGACACAGAUUAUAAAUUCUGCAAAAAGGGGCUGUGUCCAGUUCAUGGAGGGUGGAGUAACUGGGAGCAUUGGGAAUCUUGUUCAGUCACGUGUGGUUAUGGGAUUCAACGACGACACCGAAAUUGCUCCAACCCAUUCCCUGAUAGGUUUGGGGAUCAUUGUUUUGGUGAAGG